AUGGCACAAGAGUACUAUUCGGGAGCCAACUCCCGCUACAUAGUUCCAUCGGCGUGGCCUGCCAGCACGGCUAUGACCCGGAACUCAUCUCACGGUAGCGGAAGCAGUGAAUACAGCAACUAUUCGGCAUCAACGACCAACUCAAUUGACGCUCAGUACGACGAAGCCCAGUACGACGAAGCCCAGUACGACGAAGCCCAGUACGACGAAGCCCUCUCGCCGUAUGUCGAGACAGGCCACGGCUUCACCUCAGACGAGACUACUGCAUGCAACUAUGUAAUGGACAGCCGAGGCCACGGCGGUGAUGACCAGCAAGACGAAGAUUGGUACCGAUACUACGACUUCGUCACGACGGAUAACGUGGGCCAAGGACCAUUCUGGCGACUGAAGCAUGGCUUCGUAGCCACAGCACAGUUCCCAGCGACGAGAGCUGCAGUUCAGAGUUUCAUUCCACGAUCCACCAGCGAGCAGGUGGGCUCGAACGUCUGCCUCCAGCCUCGCUGCACGGCACUCCCCUUCAAGCGCAAGGCAGAUCUUGAGCGUCACUACAGGCACAGGCACCAGAGCGUCGAGAAGAAGGACCCCUACCCCUGUGACUGGCGCAGGUGCCAGAGACACAAGGAGCCCUUCUUCCGUCUGGACCACUGCAGGGACCACUACCGAGAUUACCACAACGAGGACCUGACGCGGCGCGGGUCGAGCAAGGAGAACCGCGACUGGUGGAAGAGCCGCAACGUCGACGCGAAGUGGUGGCGGUGCACCAAGUGCCUCCGCCGCAUCUCCAUCGAGAAUAAGGGCUUCGAGUGUGCGAGGUGCAAGACUACGUGCGAGGCCGAGAGACGCAACGUCCGGGGCUACAAGUAA
Messenger RNA from Anthostomella pinea, 864 nucleotides. The record is from the annotation of a GenBank genome assembly. NCBI's taxonomy places the organism in Eukaryota, Fungi, Ascomycota, Sordariomycetes, Xylariales, Xylariaceae.